Molecule: messenger RNA, 1476 nt
Organism: Hevea brasiliensis (rubber tree)
Lineage: Eukaryota; Viridiplantae; Streptophyta; Magnoliopsida; Malpighiales; Euphorbiaceae
Product: protein PIN-LIKES 3
Biological process (GO): endoplasmic reticulum to cytosol auxin transport
Cellular component (GO): membrane
Source: RefSeq, a predicted model, not a curated record
UGUUACGCCAUUAAAUUCUAUGUUCAACUACCUCCUAACGUACGGUAACCCUAUACUUGGUGAUCGAAACUUCUUGUUUUUUUCAUUAAGGUUCCUACAAUCGACUUUGGGAGAGUCAGAUCUCUACCCGGGACGUGAAAGUCGAUCAUCUUCAUAUUUGCUAAAGAAAUUUUCAUCAACAUGGGGCUUUUGGAUCUCUUCAUUGCGUCAACGAUUCCAGUCUUGAAAGUGCUACUGAUAACUGCACUCGGGACCUUUCUUGCUCUAGAUCGGGUCGAUAUCUUGAGGGAAGAUGCUAGGAAGCACGUAAAUAAUGUUGUAUUUUAUGUAUUCAAUCCCGCCCUUGUGGCCUCCAAACUUGCUGAAACUGUAACAUAUGAAAGCAUAGUGAAGUUGUGGUUCAUGCCAUUAAAUAUCCUCAUCACAUUUAUCAUUGGUUCAAUACUUGGCUGGAUUCUUGUUCAAUUUACGAGGCCUCCCCCACACAUACGAGGCCUCAUAGUUGGUUGCUGUGCUGCUGGGAAUUUGGGGAACAUGUUUCUUAUUAUGAUCCCGGCAGUUUGUAAAGAAAAAGGAAGCCCAUUUGGAGCUCCUGAUGUCUGUCAGUCAUACGGAUUGGCUUAUGUUUCAUUUUCAAUGGCGAUAGGAGCCAUUUAUCUAUGGUCUUAUGUGUACAAUAUCGUUCGGGCUUCUGCAGCUGGAACCACCAUAGAAUCCACAAGGCUAAUAACAGGUCAAUCUUCAAGAGAAAGUUCUACAGCUGAAUUGGGGAGUUGUACAGAACCGCUGCUUCCUUCCAAGGAGCCCCUGGCAUCUGAACACCGUAUAGAUCAAUAUGCACUUCCCAGAACUAAGCAAAUCGAGAUGGAAGAUUCAGGCAAUAAGCAACUACUAAGUAAGCUGCUUGGAAAUAUUAAUUGGAAAACAGUAUUUGCACCAUCCACCACUGGAGCGAUAGUUGGAUUCAUGAUUGGACUCAUCCCAUACAUCCGGAAGAUAUUGAUUGGUGGUGAUGCUCCUCUUCAUGUAAUUCAAGACACUGCUUCCUUGCUGGGAGAUGGAGCCAUCCCAACUCUCACCCUGAUUUUAGGUGGGAACCUUUUGAAAGGCCUGGAAGGGUCAGGAAUGCAGAAGUCUAUAAUUGUUGGCAUCAUGGUUGCUCGUUAUAUUGCCCUGCCCAUAAUUGGCAUUUUCAUUGUUAAAGUCCGCCUAGGUUUUAUUCCUGCAGAUCCUUUGUAUCAAUUUGUUCUUCUGCUUCAAUUUGCAGUUCCACCAGCUAUGAACAUGGGUGUCAUCACUCAGUUGUUUGGAGCAGGUGAAACUGAAUGUUCAGUGAUCAUGCUUUGGGCCUAUGCCUUGGCUUCAAUUUCACUUACUCUUUGGUCAACGCUCUUCAUGUUUCUAAUUUGAAUGAUUCAAACCAUAAAUUAUUUCGUGUAACAGGAAAAGAGCAAGUUAAAAUACACAUUCUUUUUU